Molecule: messenger RNA, 2475 nt
Organism: Caenorhabditis briggsae
Lineage: Eukaryota; Metazoa; Nematoda; Chromadorea; Rhabditida; Rhabditidae
Exons: 13
Coding region: 1-2475 (824 amino acids)
Source: RefSeq, a predicted model, not a curated record
AUGCUAAGCUCCUUGAGCUUUCUUAUCAACGGGGAAAUCAACGACCAACAACGGCAUCAAAAACUUAGAAACCUACAAUGUCUGUACAUGAUCAAUAAGCAGAAACCAAUCCGAGAUGACAAUGGGAACCCAUUUUACGCGCAGGACUUGUCAGAUGAUUUAAACCAUCGAAUAAUCAAUUUGAAGCUAGAAGCCUUCCAAACAGUUGUAACCGAUAUUUUAGAUAAAUUGAGAUUGCAUGAUGAAGCUCUACACUACUUUGUUCUAGUGGCCACAUUUCGAUUACCGGAUGAGAAACUAGAAAAAACAUUAAUUGAAAUUUCGGUACAACAAAAUUUGAUGAUGAGGAUUGAUGGAAAAUACAAACGCCGACUUUAUUCAGAACCUUUGGAACAUGAUAACAUUCCUCGUCUUGCCUGGGAUAUCUCUCCGGUAUUGAAAACGCUGAAAGUGGCAGAAAUAGACAAACCUGUUAUGCCAUCUGAACCUAGGGAAGUCAAUCCUGUUGACGAAUGGGGUUUGAUUUCUCGGGAAUUACGAGAUAUUCUCUGCUGUGAAGAGUUGAAUUUAAGUGCAAGAGAAGGGCAGCCAAUCGAAUUCUUUCACUUGAAGUCCAACAUAUUUUUCAAAAAUCUUCUGGACAUGCACCGUGGAGUUAGCUCAGAUCUUUUCCAGCUGGACGGCGACAAUCAUUUCUAUCAAGCGAAGCCUUGCCGUGUUGAUGAGUGGAAUCUAACGACGACGCGGACAGUUCUACAGAAGCAUUUAUUUCUAGCAAAUCAGUUAUUAGAAUUUGUUAAAAAGCUCAAGCAUCAUUUCGUGAGCUCAACAACAAAUUCUGUGAGGAUUCUGAUUCAAAGAUAUUUGAUCGAUGAACAACAAAUAUUUUCUGAAUACAUUGAUUCGUCUCUUGGAAACAGUUUGAAUGUCCAGUUCGAACAUAUUGUUGGUUCGUUUCCAAGCUUGAAUAUCCAAUCAUCUGAUUCGAAUAGGUUCGAAGUGUUGGACCAUAUUUAUGAGACCGUCAGCGCUCAUUAUCAUGUGAUUCGAGAAAUGAACCACGUCGUCAGCCGAAUGAAUGACUACAGUCCGAUACUGCUAAAUGAAAUGUCUUUCAUAGGAUCUCAAUCAGCGCCUCAAUUCUAUUCUAGGCAGAUGUGGCGAAGACUGAAUGUGUCACUCAUUCGUUUUAUUGUUAAUAAACUUGCAGAAAUGCUAACCACUCCGGAUGCUGAACUCAUGGAACUUCUCACAGACGCUGGCGAUGCUAAGCAGAUCAAAGAUCCAUCUAUUUGGCAACGUUUGAAUCCAUUAACAAUGGAAUCAUCACAAUGCGUUGAUGAGGAAUUAGCGAAUCGGGUUGCUGACCUUAUAAUCGGAUAUCAGUUUUUCAUAAAUGAUAAAAAUAACAAGAGUUACAAAUCGGAUGGAUCUACAUUUGCGAUUACCGAUAUUCAAGAUGCAGAAGAGUUGGAAUUGUUUGCGAAGACACCCCAUUUCGAGAAAAUACUCUAUGGAAUCUUAUCUCAACUUGAUGUGAAUUCCACAGAUGAAAACCUUGAUGAACUCUCGAAUUGUAUCUAUAAACUUCUAGAUCAAGUUCCAACGACAACGCUCGUCGAAAAAUAUUCGCAUGUUGUUCUGGAUAAUUCAGUUCGAUUUUUUGAAUUUCUGAAAACAUUCUUUACAUCUGCCUACAUUCAUUUGAAAAAUCGAACAUUCUUUAGUCAAAACGCACUAGACACUUUCAAAUGCGAGAAGUUGCACAGGCAAAGUUAUGAUGCCGAGUUCUUGAAAACUGUGGGAUAUGACAUGAAAAGCACAAUGGAAGAUUCGUUUCUAACUGUCAAUGCUCCUGAACCUUUGAAUGUCUUCGUGUCUGCCGGAGUGACUGAUAUUUACUCCCAAGUUUUCACAGUUCUCAAUAUGCUGCAUACUGCACUGGAUGCUGUUAUAGAAACACGUAAUUCAGAAACAUUGAAGCACGAACCUCGUCUUCGUUACGCUUUCUUUCACAUGAACACAACCGUUUUCGCCAUUCGGAAGAAUAUGUUGACCCUGAUUGAAGCUGCUAGUGAAACGUUAAAGAAAACUCUGGAUUUCAAAAAAUCUUAUGAAUCCCGCAGUUCACAUGAAUUACUGAAUGUUUGCUACAGAGCGCAUCGAAAGUUUAUUCGAGAAGUUGCUGGAGCCUUGAUGCUGAAUUCGAAACGAGGAACAACUGCGAGAGUUAUCAAAUUGAUGGUGAGCAGUGUAUCCCUAGCUUCGAAGGCCUGCGUUCAGGGAGAUGCAGUCGGAGCUGAAAAACAAUACCAACUGUUCCAAUCUCAUCUUUUGAUUUUUCUCGAUCAGUGCCGACUUGAUCAUAGCCGUUAUCCGUUAUACAGAAGCCUCGAAAUCGGAAUUGAUGAGGUGGACGGACGCAAAUCUCGAUCUUCUUCCUAUUCAGAUGAUAUUAGUUGUCGAUCUUAUUAA